AUGCUCCUGCUUCUCCUUUUGUCACUACAACCUGACGCUACCGCUCAACUCGACGAUUCGACUACCUUCAAGCUAGUACCCACGGGAACAAAAGCGCUACUACACAACGUGGUAGCGCUCGUCGUGCUCCUGGUAGACGACGUCGCGCUCGAGGGAAUCCAUGUCCCGGAUACCCAACCCGGCUCGAACCAGUCGCAGGUCCCCUCGACGAGGAGUCUACUUGUUCGUUGUGGCUUCGUCUUCUCGUUUCUCGCUGGCAAGUUGCCCGGUAACAUGCAGUCGCAGUCUGAUCCGAAGGGCGACAAACGCACCACCGGCGUUUCGGGAAGUGUCUCCACGACCGGCUGCGGUCGAUCUCGUCUGACGUCGUUCUUCGGUGCGACAAGUGCUUGGCUAGGACCGAAUGGUGACAGGUACCAGGUGGUCGGUGGAUGUUAUCAGAGAGGUCUUGCGAGUAGUCGACGUCACGUCAAAGGAGACCGAGGGAAUCUCUUGCCAUCCUUCCUUGCUUGGUGA
Molecule: messenger RNA, 516 nt
Organism: Peronospora matthiolae
Lineage: Eukaryota; Oomycota; Peronosporomycetes; Peronosporales; Peronosporaceae
Source: the annotation of a GenBank genome assembly